CCGAGUACUUGUACGUAUUCUGGAGCCAUCCUCCCCCACAAAAUUUCCCCUUCCCACCAGACACCGUUCCCUAUCUUUGCCUCAGCGUAAUUCUCAGCACCAACCACAUUCCGACAAAUUACGCAUCAAAACUGAAAACUACUGGCAUCUCCACCACUACUCCAUCAAUCACUACCCACCAUGGUUUUAGGAGACCUCUUCAUCGGCAGACAUGAAUGGGAGAACGUCGACAAGAACUCCCUCCCAAAGGAUAUUCCAGAAGUAGACGAAGUCGGUGCCACUUCUGCUCCUUUGUUAUCAGCAGCUUACUACAUUGGAGACAAGUGUAAGCCAUACAAUGACGAUUUCAUGUUGUGCAAGGACGAGAAGAACGGAGGAACCUUAGACUGCUUGAAGGAAGGCCGUAGGGUCACCAGAUGUGCCAUUUCUGCUUUGCAAGACAUAAAUAAGCACUGCUUUGACGAAUUCAAAUUGCACUACGAAUGUUUGGAACAAGAAAACCACAGAUUGGGCCACUGCCGUAGCAGUGAAAGUAUAUUCAGAAAGUGUAUGUUCACCAACUUGAAGUUCGAAAAGAAGAUCCCAGGGGUCGAACAACAAAUCCAUUUGAAUGAAAACCCUAUAUUCCAAGGUACCAGUAAGGACAAGUCCAACGCCAAGCAGUUCUUGAAGGCCAGAGAAGCCAAGGAAUAAGGGCCCAACAGGUAGUAGAGUCACUAGUUGAUUCUCUCCAGCACAAACUUCCAUCUACAUAUAAAGAACAGACUUCGAGUCUCUGCAUUAGCACCCGUCGGGUACAAACGGUCCGUAUUGGGCCUCGGACAGCAUAAUCCGCUCUGUAUGUAUUUAAUACACCAUCAUCUAGAACAUGGCCAUUCCAGGCCAGGAAGUGGGUAGAAGUGUAGUGCAGAUUACGUAAUGAAUUAUUAAAUUCGUCAGAUAACAUAGUAAACCAAAUACAGCCGAAAAAUGGAC
Messenger RNA from Suhomyces tanzawaensis NRRL Y-17324, 975 nucleotides. RefSeq lists its product as uncharacterized. The coding region runs from base 181 to 693 and encodes 170 amino acids. Gene Ontology annotation, biological process: mitochondrial electron transport, NADH to ubiquinone. The transcript has a single exon. Lineage: Eukaryota; Fungi; Ascomycota; Pichiomycetes; Serinales; Debaryomycetaceae. The record is from RefSeq and is a predicted model, not a curated record.